Molecule: messenger RNA, 1215 nt
Organism: Cercopithifilaria johnstoni
Lineage: Eukaryota; Metazoa; Nematoda; Chromadorea; Rhabditida; Onchocercidae
Source: the annotation of a GenBank genome assembly
AUGCCAAUUUUUGGUGAAACAUCGUCACCUUAUGAUGAGACCGUUGAGAAAGUUACUGCUGAAACAUGCACCACCGAAAAUUGGACACUGAUUCUUGAUAUAUGUGAUCGAGUAAUCGCUGAUCAAAAUAAAGGAGCCAAACUGUGCUUGCUCUCAGUGAAGAAAAGAUUAAAUCAUCGUGAUCCACAUGUUGUUUUGCUUUCUUUGUCUUUGCUGGACUCCUUGUGGAGUAACUGUGGGAUCGCAUUCAGACGUGAAGUUUCGUCGCGUGAAUUCUCGCAAGAAUUAAGUUUCAAAGCUACACAUAGUAAUCGUUCAAUCAGUGAAAAAACACGUUCGAUUAUCAAGAAAUGGUCAGAAAAUGAAUGUAAACAGGAUGCGUCUUUGGGUUUGAUUGAAACUCUCUACAAAAAUCUUCUCGCAGAGGGAUAUUCAUUCGAAACGGACAGUUCGUCCAAGUCUUGUUCCUCAAACAAUGAUCCGAAUGCCGCACGAUGCGCAGAAGAAGAGGAAGCUUUGGUUCUUGCUAUAGCGAAGUCUCUGCAGGAGACAACGACACGAAGCGACCGCAUUUCCUCUGUUUAUCCACCAGUAACAUGUUCAGCCGUAUUUCCAUCUACCCCAAAAUUAGAACGCGAUGUACGAGCACUGUACGACUUCGAAGCUGCUGAGGAUAACGAAUUGACAUUUUCGGCGGGCGAUAUUAUUACUGUCACGGACGACAGUGAUCUGAAUUGGUGGAGAGGUAGAUCUCAUCGCGGAGAAGGCCUGUUUCCAGCAAGCUUUGUGACAUCUAAUUUAUUGCCUCAAGAAAGUGAACCACUGGUCAAGGAAAAAGCAACUUCUCUAGCUGUUUCUGUAGCGAGAAUUGAUAAAACAGCGCUGGAAGAAUGUCUCCGUGUACUUGAAGACUGUGAUCCAACGGGAGAAAGACCAGAUCCACCUGAACUCGCUGAUCUGGAACAGCGGAGUCUAGCUCAAGCCCCAUUAAUAGAUGCACGAUUAGCAGAAAUUGACAGGCAGCAUAACGCUUUGGCACAAGUGGACAUUGCAAUAAGAGAUGUAUUAUCAAUGUAUGAUCGAGCUGUGCAGCAAGCUCAAUACCAGGUAUCGAUGCAGCAGCCGGCAGCACAACCGGUGUUUGGAUAUCAGGCAUCCGAAGUGUCGUCAGGAGCACAGUGGGGCACUGCUCCAACAGGAAAUAUACCUAUAUAA